Messenger RNA from Geosmithia morbida, 1806 nucleotides. Its product is annotated as FBOX protein. The coding region runs from base 1 to 1806 and encodes 601 amino acids. Lineage: Eukaryota; Fungi; Ascomycota; Sordariomycetes; Hypocreales; Bionectriaceae. The transcript has a single exon. The record is from RefSeq and is a predicted model, not a curated record. Gene Ontology annotation, molecular function: protein binding.
AUGGCUGAGGGACGCCCUUUCGUCCCGGACACGGCCCCCGUGACCGAGUUCGGUUCAAAGCGUUUCCACGACAAGAUUGAGCAGCAGCAACACGAUCCGCAGCAUCAUGUCAGCGGCACCAACGCUGCGCACCUCCCGAGCGGCUCGAGAUUCAUCCUCCCGGUGCGAGAGAGCAGGACCGAUGUCGAAGCCGUCAAGCCCGAGCACAGACGCGAGAGGAGGGGCUUCUUCAGUCUCAGGCACAAGGUCUCGUUGCUGCACCACUCCAAACUGUCGCAUGAGCCCGUCGAGCCCUCCACCCCCCUCCCGGCCACCUGCACCUUGACCGAGACGGCCGCCCGCAAGAGGUAUGUUGCUGCAUCUCCGUGUGACUCGGCGACGCCCACUGACCGCGCCAUCUGCUCCAGCGUACCCCUCGAGCAGCAGUUCCUGGCCCUGCCUAACGAGCUGCAGAGCCACAUCCUCUCCUACCUCCCCCUCCCCGAUAUCCUCACCCUCCGCCUCGUCUCCAAGCCGUGGAACACCCUCGUCACCAUCCACGAGACCCCCAUCGUGAGGCAUCACCUCCAGCACUUCGUCCCCGCCUACGCCCGCCGCCUAUACCCUGUCGGCAAUGACGCUGCUGACCUCAACCUCCGCUAUCUCUGUGGCCUGUGGCAUCGUCUGCACGUCGCCGCCAAGCUCUCGUACAUGAUGAGCGAGUGGAUCACCAGGGACAUCUUCCUCUGUCGCACCGAGCUCCAGCGCCAGACCUUUGCUGGCCAGUACGAGCGCAUGCGCCGCCGCCUCAUCCCCCUCGUCUUCACCACCUUCCAUUUCUUCGAGACGUACCGCAAGCUGCACCUGCAGUACGUCGAGGAGCACGGCUACGGCCUCAAGCGAAUGCCCUACACUGUCAACCCUAUCGAGCAGGAGAUCAUCGCCAUGUACGACGACCAGACCCUCCUCCGCGUGCAUGAGGUCUUCCCCCUCAUCAUAUCGUCUUUCUGCCGCCGCCUGCGUCCCCCAACCUACGUCGGCAGAGUCGAGCGCUCCCUCCGCGGUUACAUCCGGGAGGCGCCAGCCGACGAUGUCCAUGUCGCCAUCCUGUGCAUAGGAGGCAUGCGCCAGGUUGAGAGGCUGUGGGAGAUCAAGGGCUACAACAGCCGUCUGGUGUCGGUGGAUAACUGGUACAGCUCGUUGACCAAGGAGGCGCCAUCGUCGACAUGGGGAGGAUUGAUGUCAGCAGCAGCGGCAGGAACGUCAUCAGCCGACGCAGCACCCGCUACCAAGUCGCGUCGUGGCCUGAUGAGCUUUGGCCGCAAGAGAUCUGUGGGUGGCGAGUCGCGAGAGAACCACCACAGCCGCAACGGCGGUGAGCACAACCGGGCAUCACUCAGCAGCCUCCAUCGCACGAGGAGUCCGACAGGCUCCAUGAUGGAGGGCGUCGUCAUGACGGACCCUAACACGGCGGCGGCAGCAGCGGCGGCAGCGACAGAAGCCGCCACCGCGACGCCCACCUGGACCCUGUCCUCGAGCCUCUCGGCCGCGACACCGCCCAUGGGCGCGCUGGGACGCGACCAGGCACAGGCCCUCCUCAGAGACCUACCCCUGCUGCAGCAGAUCUGGGUGUCGACGGCCGAGGCCACCAUCCUUGACAGGAAGAUUGUGCGGCGAAGCCAGGAUAUCAAGCGCAACCAGCAGGUCUUGCUGCACCUGAUUCGCGAGGACACCCUCGAAGACGACGACGAGUGGGCGUACGGUCAGAAACUCCACGACUCUGUCCGACCACCUGCCAACCUCACCAAUGAUGAAGACGCAGAUUAA